Ooceraea biroi (clonal raider ant) is the source of this 7315-nucleotide messenger RNA. RefSeq names its product Niemann-Pick type C-1a (gene Npc1a). Gene Ontology annotation, cellular component: plasma membrane. Gene Ontology annotation, molecular function: lipid carrier activity; cholesterol binding. Gene Ontology annotation, biological process: intestinal cholesterol absorption; sterol transport; cholesterol homeostasis. The record is from RefSeq and is a predicted model, not a curated record. NCBI's taxonomy places the organism in Eukaryota, Metazoa, Arthropoda, Insecta, Hymenoptera, Formicidae.
GUGGCAGUGGAGUGGGUGGUGGUAGUCGGUGGUGGUGAGACGGUGGUUCGAGUUCUUCGACUGGCCCAGUCUAGCUAGGCCAGUCCGGGCGAGUCGCUGAAACUCGGGACGCUCACGCGCGAGUCUACUGGCCCGCAUCGUCGAUGAGUAUCGUCGAGACGUUCCUCGCGCGUAAUGGUCACUCGGUCGUGACACGUUACGUAUCGACCGUGUAAAUAGCGAGGUUAAGUGCGCGCUGCGUAGUAGCAAAAAGCGAAAGGGUGAAUUCCGGGCGUGACGCAUCGUGAUCGUAUAACGCCGCGCGAUGCACAGGACUAGCGUAACGGCCACGAGCGUUCACCGUGAUACUUGUACAAGCGCGAUCAUGAUCAGGCACGGCAGUGUUUUCUGGUCUCUGUUGCCGUUGCUGUUGCUGACCUUGUCCAGUCUCACGAGUCCGGUCGCUGGUGAAGAGAAUGGCCAUUGCGUCUGGUACGGAGAAUGUUAUAUGGACGGAGCAAUGCACAAGAAGUACUGUCCUUACACCGGCUCGGCAAAGCCAUUGGAUUCCGAAGGUCAAAAGCUGUUGGCUAAGCACUGUCCGCAUUUGUUGGUGGACGAUGGCAAAGGAAUUAAUACCUGUUGCGACUCUAAACAACUUGUUACGUUAGACGCGAAUGUCAAGCUCGCGUCGAAUUUUUUAAAGAGAUGUCCCAGUUGCUUGGAUAAUUUAGUGAAGCACUUUUGUGACUUCUCAUGCGCUGCGAAUCAAAGCAAAUUUAUUAAUGUUACGGAGAAAGCUGAGGCAAACGGGGUGGAAUAUGUCAAUGCGAUAGAUAUAUACAUAACAAACAGAUAUCUCGAGGGAACGUUUAACUCGUGCAGUAAGGUAUCGGUGCCGAGCACGGGACAAUUGGCACUGGACUUGAUGUGUGGAGAAUGGGGAGCGAGCAGAUGCACUCCCUUGAAAUGGUUUUACUUUAUGGGUGACGCGGAAAACAAUAUUUACGUACCUUUCCAAAUUACAUAUGUGAAUACGGAUGGGCCUGUUGGAUCGUUUGUGCCUUUGGAUCCUCCAAUCACACCGUGCAGCAAGGCGCUAAACAAAAAUACUCCGGCUUGUAGCUGCGUGGAUUGCGAGCAGAGUUGUCCAGUACCACCACCGGCGCCUCCACUGCCAAAACCGUUCUCGAUACUCGGUUACGACGGUUACGAAGUUACGAUGACAAUUAUUUUUAUAUGCGGCUCCUGCAUAUUCCUCCUGCUGAUGAUGUGCUUCAGUCAGAGGAAACGUAUAGUUGCACGAGGGGAGGAAGUAGGAAGGCAGGUGGGUAGACGGCUAGCUGCCGGGUUACACCACCCAGGAGAUGGUGCUCGUAUUGCCCUCGCCGCUGACCAAGAAGACAGUCCACUUCAGUCUAAGCGCUCUAGUGUUAUAUCCAGUGACGAUUUACCAACUGAAUUUGACCGAGAACAAUCAACCUUCAUCGAGAAGCUUGGCGCAGGCACGGAUAAAUUUUUGCAAGAAUUUUUCUGCAAAUGGGGAACAGUUUGCGCUUCCCGGCCUUGGUUAAUACUCUUCCUUGGCUUUCUAUUGAUUGUCGGCCUGGGACAUGGCAUAAAGUACAUGAACGUUACUACAGAUCCUGUAGAAUUAUGGGCGUCUCCGCAUUCCCGGGCACGUGUCGAACGGGAAUACUUUGAUAAACAUUUUGAACCCUUUUAUCGAAAUGAACAAAUUAUCAUCACUUCGGUUGGCUUGCCGAGCAUCGUGCACAACACCACCAACGGACCGAUUGUAUUUGGUCCUGUGUUUAACGACACGUUUUUGAAAACUGUCUUUGAAUUGCAAGAAGGAAUUAAACGUAUACUUACUCCGAACAAUUAUACGUUAGCAGACAUAUGUUUUGCACCUUUAACUGGACCUUUCACUGGCCCGACGACAGUCUCGCAGUGUGCUAUUCAAAGUAUUUGGGGCUAUUGGCAGGAUAGUUUAGAGAAAUUUGAGGAUUCGGAAGACGAAGGCAAUUACACAGUAAAUUAUCUGGAUCACUUUAGAGUCUGUUCCCAAAAUGCAUACAAUCCUGAAUGUCUCGCACUUUACGGUGGUCCAGUAGAUCCGGCGAUCGCGGUAGGCGGCUUCUUGUCCCCGGGACAAGACCUUCACAAUUCGCCGUACGAAAAGGCGACUGCUAUAAUUCUUACGAUUCUUGUAAAUAAUUAUCACAACAAAGCCAAGUUACUUCCCGCCAUGGAAUGGGAAGAAAGUUUUAUAAACUUUAUGAAAAAUUGGACGGCGACAAGGAAGCCCGCAUUUAUGGAUAUAGCGUUCACGUCCGAGCGAUCUAUCGAAGAUGAACUGAAUCGCGAAUCUCAGUCGGAUAUUGUGACCAUUUUGGUAUCGUACGUCAUUAUGUUUGGAUAUAUCGCGGUGUCUCUCGGCCAAAUUAGAUCGUGUAGUCGGCUCUUGCACGAUUCUAAAAUCACCCUCGGACUCGGAGGCGUGCUCAUAGUAUUGGCGUCUGUGAUUUGCUCGGUCGGAUUAUUCGGCUUUAUCGGCAUACCGGCUACAUUGAUUAUCAUCGAAGUCAUCCCGUUUUUGGUGCUGGCCGUCGGAGUGGAUAACAUUUUUAUUCUCGUGCAAACGCAUCAGCGGGAGGGCAGGCGCCCGAACGAAUCGAUCCCGGAACACAUUGGUCGUACGCUGGGUCAAGUCGGUCCAAGCAUGUUACUCACCAGUGUGUCGGAAAGCUGUUGCUUCUUCCUCGGUGGCCUCUCCGACAUGCCUGCCGUGAAGGCGUUCGCUCUCUAUGCUGGAAUGGCAUUACUAGUAGAUUUCAUAUUGCAAAUUACCUGCUUCGUCAGUCUCUUGGCUCUGGACACUAUUCGGCACGCGAACAACAGGCUGGACGUAUGCUGCUUCAUUCGUUCCAAGAGGGACGACGGGGAAGAAGUGGUGGACGGAAUAUUGUACAAAAUUUUCAAAGUCGUGUACGUCCCAUUCCUGUUGCACAAGUGGGUCCGCGCGAUCGUCAUGAUCGGAUUCUUCGGAUGGCUCUGUAGCAGUAUCGCUAUAAUACCGCACAUCGAGAUUGGUCUUGAUCAAGAACUCUCUAUGCCUGAGGACAGUUUUGUGCUCAAGUAUUUCCAAUUUUUGAACAAUUACUUGUCGAUCGGGCCACCGAUGUACUUCGUCGUUAAAAACGGCCUAAACUAUUCGGAUACGAGGGCGCAAAAUUUAGUGUGUGGCGGACAGUAUUGUAACAGCGAUUCAGUGUCCACACAGAUCUUUACAGCGUCCAAGCAGUCAAACAGCUCUUACAUAGCUAAGCCUGCUUCGUCUUGGAUGGACGAUUACAUCGAUUGGUCGGGGUUACCCGGUUGUUGCCGGUACUUCCCUACAAACAGCUCAUUCUGUCCACAUACCGAUCGCGCGCACUGCACCGUUUGCAACAUCACUUUGAAUGAGUACAACAGGCCGGUGGCCGUCGACUUCGACAGAUACGUGUCGUUUUUCCUGCAAGACAAUCCCGACGAAACGUGCGCCAAAGGGGGCCACGCGGCGUACGGACACGCCGUGAAUUACAUUGCAGAUCCCAAGACAGGCAUGUCGACGGUCGGCGCAUCGUACUUCAUGGCUUAUCACACGAUUUUGAAGACCUCGGCCGACUAUUACGAAUCGAUGAGAGCGGCCAGAGUGGUAGCGGCAAAUAUUACGGACAUGCUCAACAGCAACCUGAAAAGUCUCAACGAGAACACUACGGUCGAGGUUUUCCCGUACAGUGUAUUCUACGUGUUUUACGAGCAGUAUCUCACCAUGUGGCCCGACACGUUGCAAAGUAUAGGAAUUUCGUUGCUCGCCAUAUUCGUCGUUACCUUCUUGCUAAUGGGUCUGGACAUCUUCUCAUCUCUGGUCGUCCUGAUUACAAUCACGAUGAUCGUCGUCAACAUCGGUGGCUUGAUGUAUUGGUGGCACAUUACCUUGAAUGCAGUGUCGCUGGUAAAUCUCGUUAUGGCGGUCGGUAUAGCCGUCGAGUUUUGCAGCCACUUGGUGCAUUCGUUCUCGGUGUCGGUCCAAGCCACCAGAGUGGAGAGAGUCGCGGACGCCUUGACGAACAUGGGGAGCUCGGUAUUCAGCGGUAUCACUCUCACUAAGUUUGGUGGUAUCAUAGUCCUCGGCUUUGCAAAAAGUCAGAUUUUCCAGGUGUUUUACUUUAGGAUGUACCUGGGUAUCGUGUUAUUUGGAGCAGCGCAUGGUCUCAUCUUUUUGCCAGUAUUGCUAAGUUACAUAGGCGUGAUGUCGCGCCGAGGUCGUAGAAGAGCCGGAAGUUGCGAACUCGCAAGCGAGUUCGGAAACCAAGUUGAGCGUCGCAAACGUGACGAACCGGAUUCUCCUCUACUCCAAAACGACAACCAUCAACAACCAACCACUUCCUACGCCAGUAUGAAUUCGACUGAUGUGACUGAUCAUCACGUAACAUUCUACUAACGAUAAAUCAACAACCGCCGCCGUCGUCGGUCUAAUCGGGGUACAAUUUUGUACUUUGAGAGACAGAGGGAGAGAGAGACUCGGGCAGAGAUGUAUUAAAUGAGCUACGUCUCAAUAGUGUCUUUUUAACCGUUGAGCCGUUGCGAGCCAAAGAGUCGCACGAGUUCUUUCCUCCGCAAUCUGAACAUGUCCAUCCACAUUCAUAUCUGGCAUUCGAUUUUAGCGAUAAGAAAAUUUUCUAGAGCUGUAGAUCUUUGCGCCACUUUUAGCGUAUUUAUUCUGGGCAAGGCUUUCACACAUUUUUAAUUUAAUAUUAUUAAAUUGUGUUUAUAUGUAUAUAUGUGUGUGUAUAUAUAUAUAUAUGCACAUAUACACAUCAUACAUAAACUCUAUAUCCUCUCUAAAUUGAAAUGUCUCGUGGUUACGCGAGAGCGACCGAUCGAUUCGUACCGAUCGAUUUUAGAUAGUAUAAUUUAUCUCGAGAAGAGAAUAUAUAUUUCCUUACGUUACUCGCGUCAAGUCUAUCUAAGUUUAAAUAACGUUAACAAGAAUGUAACAAAUGUGACUGUACAUACAUGACACACAUGCACAUACACGCGCGCGCGCGUACACACGUACGCAUGCACGCGACCCACAUACACAUACACAUCCACGUAUAUGUCGAUACGAUACAAGAAAUGCAUUUUCUAACUAUUUAAACGCGUAUACUCGUCUAUUGUGAGAUAAAAAAGAAUUUCGCCUUACAAUAGUAACGCGCGAUACAAGUGCGCGUUUGCACUAAACAGCAUGGAAAAUACGUUCCUUGUAUCGUGUCGACACACAUCGUAUCGUAUCACAAUACUCAAUUGUCAUUUAUCCCGGAUGCAUUGCAUGAAAUAUCGAUAAUCAAUGCGACAACAGCGUCACAAUUAAAGGAAUAUUUAUUACAACUUAUUUCCAAUACGCAAAUUAUUUUUAAAAAAAUUUUCGCUGGUCUGUAAGGUAUUUUUUUUGCGAUAUAAUCAAUUUCAGCAGUAAUGUCGCAAACUGUUGAAAAACACUGUAAACGUUUUUGUAAUACAUGAUACUUUGAGAGAUCUCGUGCAUUUGAAACUCGUGCAGCACAACAUGUAACUGUUCUUAUGCCGUCCACAAUCGAGACAACUGUCGAUGAUAUAGCUAUUGAGAAAUUAGUACGACGUUCGCUAGAGACUAGAAACGAAAACCUGUAAGCCGGGAUUAAGGUUUUUCAAUGUUACGUUGAUUCGCAAGUACCAUGGCAGGCUCGUACGUGUCAUCGACUUGAAGCCUAAUUUCAGGUCCGUUAGAUUUCAAUCGGACCGUUCACCGACUUUGCAUCGAUGCAUCUGAAGUUGUUUUCGACUUUACGCGUGCGAAACCAAUGUUCUGCACUGGAAAAGUGACGAGGAAUGCCGCCGCCGCGUUAACGAAACUUGUUCCUCCAGAAAGUUUUAUCGCGUAUACGUGUCAUUGUGUAUCAAAAGUUUCGAAUGCAUCAAUAUUAUAUUGUGAUGGAGUACUGUCGCGUGUGGGUACUCUCUCUCUCUCUCUCUAGUAUUAUGAUUAGAAUUAGAGAUUAGAGUGUCGGGAAUUUUGCCGUGGUACUUGAAAGUUCGGUAGAACGGAAUAUUGAGAAUCGUCAACGAUAGAUUCGUUAAAGAAACUGAACUCGUGCACGCGGUACACUCAAAUAGCUGAAAUGAAUCGAGUGGCGAGAUGAGAGAAUUCAAGUACACUAACGUCUUGAAGUGAAAAUAUAUUUGUAAUCUCAUGAAGGCUGAAACGAAUAUAUAUCCUGUACGACAGAGGAACGAAACACCGAUUUUGUCACCGAUCGAUUCUCUCACGCGUGAGUAUUUCUCGUGGUUUAAUCAGACGUAAGACUAAUUAGAAGUAGGAUCGUCAAAUGGAAGAACGGGCAGUUUUUUUUCUCUCUAUUAUAUUUUAUCGCUUAGAUUUUCAACGUGGUAGAAUCGUCAAUUCUAUUUGCUAGAGUAUACUGUGUAUAGUGCGAGUUGUAAAAUGUGCGACACUCUUGCGCUCAAUACGUACCACGAAUUUGUCUCACGGUCACCCUUGUUCACGUACGACACAAGCACCGGUAUUUGGAUUUAAUCAUCAACAUCUCUCUGUGCAAUGUCAACGUGCUUGAUGCUUGCUUCCACAUUGAGGAAAUUGCUUUUCGUCGUGGACUUGAAUAGCAUGAUGAAAUAUUGUGUGGUUUUAUAUGGAGCAUAACUAACUUUUGUACAAUCGCCAAAAAUGGCGUUAAAAAGAAAAAUAAAUCUUGCUAGAUGAGAUUGUUAAUACUCUUGGAAUUGUUAUUACAAUGUAUUUGUGUGCAGAUGAGAGAGUGUGUGCGUGUGUGAGAGAGAGAGAUGACUGCGUUUAAAUGUUAAUGAUAAAUCGUAUAUAUAUAUCGUAAAAUGUAUAAGAGUUUGAUAUAUGUCUGUUGACGCGCGUGGUUAAACGUGGUCGAUUUAACCGUGAAGAUAUCUUCCGCAAGUUUAAUGCACAUUGUAUUAGUCCGUUGGAGUCCGUACGCGUAAAGAGCAUGCGUAAAUAAUGCAUAACUGGGACUGGUUGUUCGAUUUCGACUGCACUAUGAAAAUACGGCAGACUGCAUAUCAGUGUAGAAGCUUGAGUAUCGACAAAAUAAUACAAAAAAAUUAUAAAGCAGGGUAGGGGGGAGAGAGAGCGUGUAUGUGUGUAGAGAUUAAAUCGAUUCGACAUAAAAAAACGGGCAAACAAGAAAGGAAAGAGCUCACAGACCAGUAUCUGAAAUUACAUGCAAAAUCGUACUGCGUUAUCACAUAAAUAGAAAUAAAUUUUUUCCUGUUUGUACCA